GACGUGAUUAGCAGUUUUGCGGGAGAUGUAAAUAUAGAUGAGGGGCUGCGAGCGGGGAAGCGGGACUGUGGGGCAGUAGGGAAGCUGUGUGGGGCAGUAGGGAAGCUGUGUGGGGCAGUAGGGAAGCUGUGUGGGGCAGUAGGGAAGCUGUGGGGCAGUAGGGGAGCUGUGUGGGGCAGUAGGGGAGCUGUGUGGGGCAGUAGGGAAGCUGUGUGGGGCAGUAGGGAAGCUGUGGGGCAGUAGGGAAGCUGUGUGGGGCAGUAGGGAAGCUGUGUGGGGCAGUAGGGAAGCUGUGGGGCAGUAGGGAAGCUGUGUGGGGCAGUAGGGAAGCGGGACUGUGGGGCAGUAGGGGAGCUGUGGGGCAGUAGGGAAGCUGUGGGGCAGUAGGGGAGCUGUGGGGCAGUAGGGGAGCUGUGGGGCAGUAGGGAAGCUGUGGGGCAGUAGGGAAGCUGUGUGGGGCAGUAGGGAAGCUGUGUGGGGCAGUAGGGAAGCUGUGUGGGGCAGUAGGGAAGCUGUGGGGCAGUAGGGAAGCUGUGUGGGGCAGUAGGGAAGCUGUGUGGGGCAGUAGGGGAGCUGUGGGGCAGUAGGGGAGCUGUGGGGCAGUAGGGAAGCUAUGGGGCAGUAGGGAAGCUGUGUGGGGCAGUAGGGAAGCUGUGUGGGGCAGUAGGGAAGCUGUGUGGGGCAGUAGGGAAGCUGUGGGGCAGUAGGGAAGCUGUGUGGGGCAGUAGGGAAGCUGUGGGGCAGUAGGGAAGCUGUGGGGCAGUAGGGAAGCUGUUGGGGCAGUAGGGAGCUGUGGGGCAGUAGGGGAGCUGUGGGGCAGUAGGGAAGCUGUGUGGGGCAGUAGGGAAGCUGUGUGGGGCAGUAGGGAAGCUGUGUGGGGCAGUAGGGAAGCUGUGGGGCAGUAGGGGAGCUGUGGGGCAGUAGGGAAGCUGUGUAGGAGAGAGAACUCCCAGGCACCCUGGUACCCGCCCUCCCUAAGGCUGCAGCUCACUGACAGUGGGGGAACUCUGUAAUCCAAAAAUAAACAUGGAAGAAGCCUGUGCCGCUCAAGGAAAGAAAGCUGUGGGCCCAAGGAAAUCCAGUCCAGUAAAGAGCAGCAAUGCUGUACUUAGAAAGAGAUCCACCCCCUCGCCUAAUGUUAAGGCAACAGUAAACGCCGUUCCCUCAAAGAAACUCAAAACCAGUCCCGGGGACUUAUCUCUAAAGGAGCCUCUCACAAGCCCGCCUCUCCGAAGGAAGUCGCUACGGAGAUCUGUUGCCAAGACGCCCAAAUCAUUGCCGCCUGUGCGUCGAAUUAACACAGAGCUGUGUGAAGCCAUCAACUUGGAGUUACCGGAGAGUGAGAGAUUUUCGGAACUUCUUCAGUCUUGUCUUCAGUUCUCUCUGCAGAAACUUGAAGACUCAUUAAAACACAGUGAUGGAUUUGACCCCAAGUCCUUUGAUGCAAAAGUGUUGUCAGUUACCCAAAAGAUGAAGCGUUUCACUGAGCGGCUGACACGUGAUGGAACAUUAAAGAAGUGUACAGAACGAGAAGACAGUCUUUCAGCAGAUCCAGAAACCGAGGCUCUAAAGGCCCAGAUUGGGGAAUGUACCUUGAAGUUUUCCAAUGAGAGUCAAGUCUGGGAGCAACUACUCGAAGACUACAAGAAGAAAGCGGAAGACUUGUCCAGGCAUUUUGAAGAAAGUAAAUUAACGGGAACUCCGUGUGCCAGCAUCCCACGCGUGCCAACGUCUCAAGAUUGCGUGCUGAACAGCAAGCCAGACUAUAACCAGAUACUGGCCCAGCAGGGGGCAGUGUUUGACUGCAUGGAGCUUGUGUUGGAUGAACUCCAGGAAUCAGUCCAUUUACUCAAUUCUUUCUUGGAAGAAACAUCGCAGCACCUACAGCGGAUGUCCUCGCAACUCAAAUCUAGGUCGUUCAAGGCGCUAGAGGACUCGCCCAUCCGAAAACUUCUGAAGGUUUCUCAGAAAUAGCAUUUUCAGCCAGAGCCGUAUCCAUCGCAGGCUGAGCAAAGACACAUUGCAAUACAUUUUAAUAGAGCAAGAAAUCAGCGUUUCAAGGUGAUUUCAUGCCUCCAGCGAAAGGGAAGGACAUCUCUUAUCCGUCUCUCUUGGAAGUGCUGUGGUGCCAAGAGCCACGUUGGCCGGCUGUGUAGCAUGGCAGAGAUUAGGGAGCUAAGUGCCAAAGCUUUGUUACCUUCCAGUGAUUGUUCGUGCAUUUUAGAAGAUUUCUGUUGAUAAUCUGCAACUUUUGCUAUUCGCCCUGCUAUAAACGCGUGUGGCUUUUAUGAAAAGGCAAUAUACACAUUUCCAUGCAGUACUCUGCUCAGUACAGGGAGCUGCAAUGUAAUGGAAUCUCUAACAGAAGCUAUGAGCAGUCCUUGGGCAUUUGUUUCUGCUGCAGAUGUGCCUACACAGUUCCAUUCCAGGCUGUUUCAGACCAGCCCCACCCAUUAUAUUAGACAUUUCUUGUUAUCUAUGAAGGCAGCUCACACACUAACUAAUACUCAUAGCAAUCAGACUGAGGUCACUGUUUACCCAAUGUCCCGGCUUUGUUGGCCAGUUUAGCUCUUCUUAGGACUCCCUUGUUUACUGGUUGCCUAGACACAACCUUUCUUAUGACUUUCCCAUAAUCUUCCCUACAUGAUGGUAGAGUUGUGGGAUAUCUAACUUAAACCUGUCCUAUGUUUGUUGGUACAUAUUUGGGCAGCUCUAGGCUAUGUUCUGUAUGGGAUAUGUGGAUAACUGGGUAAUUUGCAGACACUCUAGAUGAAAGUUUAAGAGCCCAGCCCUCAUGAAUACAGUGCUGUCAAACAAAGGUACUGCUGUAUUCAUGGGGAGAAUACUGGUCUUUGUGUCUUUGUUUUGAAGCACUGAGCCCUGCAAUUGUAUCCUGCCCUGCACAUAGUAAGUUACCCCUAUAGGUUUUUAGAGAAUGAAUUUAGUUUAUGACCAAAGUGUUAAUUGUUUUUGCCACUGCAAAGUUCAUUGGUUAAAGCAUAAAACUAGCACGAGGUACGAUGAUUGGUUGGUCAUAUCUUGGAUAAUACAUUGAACCAGAACGAUAGGAGCCAUGAAUUCUGCCAAGACAUCCGAUGAUUGGUAUGUUGGGCAAUAUGCCAGAGGGGUGCAAUUUUGGCAUCUGUGUUUCAGAUAUCCCACAACUCUCCGUGUGUUUGGGGGAGAUGAUAACAUAAGAGGAGAGCUACGGGAAGUCAUAACGAAGGUUGUCUCUUGCUUAAAGCUGGGAAUGCAAAUUGAGCCAUUGGCCUAUACAGUUACUCAUUUCCUCUCAAUAUUUCCCAUGGAUAAACAUAAAGGGAAAAUAAUAGGCACUUCUUUUUAUUUACGUUGCUUCCAUGUUAAACUGACCUGUUAACCAAAUGCAUAAAUCAGCGUCAAAAGGCCGCUUUCCUUCAACGAGGGGCUAAUGUCCAACUGCUUCGCUAUUGAUUUCUCACACAUGCCGAGCUGUGUCGCGCAUGAUUAAAUUAUUGACAUUCCCCCCCCUCACUUUAUAUCAAUUCACACGAGCAAUCCUAUGUAAAAUAAUUCAGUUGCUCUGUUUUAAAAUGGAAGGGAGGACUCUGGAUCCCUGCUGACCUCCCAUCAUCCUUAGCGUUAUGGAAAAGGUUAUGUUCAUGACCUCCGAUAGAUUUAUUUGCUCUCUUUCCUGAUCCUUUUUCAGUUAAUACCAUCUCCCGCAACCGAUUUAAAAGGAGCCAUGACACUAUGUACCGUCAGCUCUUGCACUUACUGCAGCGAUGUAAUUCCAGCUAUAAACGCAGGGCAAUUACAGUAAAGGUGCUGCAAAUAUACACAUAACACCUAUUGCUAUUGAUUAUGUACAUGUGACUAUUUAGAAAUAGAGCCGUGCCAGGAAGCUUUGGCAGCCAGUGCAAAGGUCUGUGCCUUCCUCAGGCCAACCACCCAUUACCCCCUGUCUGUGUGCUGUUGUGUCUACUGCAAUAAACUUAUUUUCUGGAA
Messenger RNA from Xenopus tropicalis (tropical clawed frog), 3987 nucleotides. It is a transcript of the gene dsn1, whose product is annotated as DSN1 homolog, MIS12 kinetochore complex component. Lineage: Eukaryota; Metazoa; Chordata; Amphibia; Anura; Pipidae. Bases 1027 to 1974 code for a protein of 315 amino acids. Gene Ontology annotation, cellular component: MIS12/MIND type complex. The record is from RefSeq and is a predicted model, not a curated record. The transcript has 10 exons. Gene Ontology annotation, biological process: cell division; chromosome segregation.